AUCCUCCUCCGCUCCGACGUCAGGCUGGGAGCGGGAGGCAGCGCCCAGCGCCGCCGUUGCCAGAGGCUCGGCGGCCGCCGGACGGGGCGGACGUCGGGGCGGCGACUCCCGGAGCGGCGGGGGGUGGGGAGGAGGCGCUAUGGCCGACGUGUUCCCGGGCUCCGAGCCCGGCGCCGACCCGGAGGCGGCGCGGCGCUUCGCUCGCAAGGGCGCCCUGAGGCAGAAGAACGUGCACGAGGUGAAGGAGCACAAAUUCAUCGCGCGCUUCUUCAAGCAGCCCACCUUCUGCAGCCACUGCACCGACUUCAUCUGGGGAUUUGGGAAGCAAGGAUUCCAGUGCCAAGUUUGCUGUUUUGUGGUUCACAAGAGGUGCCAUGAGUUCGUCACCUUCUCCUGUCCUGGGGCUGACAAGGGGCCCGACACUGAUGAUCCCAGAAGCAAGCACAAGUUCAAGAUCCACACCUAUGGGAGCCCCACCUUCUGUGACCAUUGUGGGUCCCUGCUCUACGGGCUCCUGCACCAGGGGAUGAAAUGUGACACCUGUGACAUGAACGUUCACAAGCAGUGUGUGAUAAAUGUCCCAAGCCUCUGUGGCAUGGACCACACAGAGAAGAGAGGAAGGAUUUAUCUGAAGGCUGAAGUCACUGGUGACAAACUGGAAGUUACAGUGAGAGAAGCAAAAAACCUCAUUCCCAUGGAUCCAAAUGGACUUUCAGAUCCUUAUGUCAAACUGAAGCUCAUCCCAGAUCCUAAGAAUGAAAGUAAACAAAAAACAAAAACCAUCCGUUCUACCCUGAACCCGGACUGGAAUGAGUCAUUCACAUUUAAAUUAAAACCUACAGACAAAGAUCGCCGGUUAUCCGUAGAGGUCUGGGACUGGGACCGAACCACCAGGAAUGAUUUCAUGGGGUCGCUCUCUUUUGGGGUGUCAGAGCUUAUGAAAAUGCCAGCCAGUGGAUGGUACAAGCUGCUGAAUCAAGAAGAGGGUGAAUACUACAACGUUCCAAUUCCAGAUGCUGAUGAAGAUGGAAAUGCAGAGCUCCGACAGAAGUUUGAGGGUAAAAGAACUGGCCGAGAUAAGAAAGCCAAACUUGGGCCAGCUGGUAACAAAGUCAUUACUUCAACAGAAGACAAGAACUCAAGUGUGCCAUCCAACAAUCUGGACAGGGUGAAGCUGACAGAUUUCAACUUCCUCAUGGUUCUUGGAAAGGGGAGCUUUGGGAAGGUGAUGCUGGCAGACAGGAAGGGCACAGAGGAGCUGUAUGCAAUCAAAAUCCUGAAAAAAGACGUGGUGAUCCAGGAUGAUGAUGUGGAGUGCACCAUGGUUGAGAAACGAGUCCUGGCGCUGCAAGAUAAGCCCCCGUUCCUGACACAGCUCCACUCUUGUUUCCAGACAGUUGACCGGCUGUAUUUUGUGAUGGAGUAUGUCAAUGGUGGGGAUCUCAUGUAUCACAUCCAGCAAGUAGGAAAAUUUAAGGAGCCACAAGCAGUGUUCUAUGCAGCUGAGAUUUCAAUUGGGUUAUUCUUUCUCCAUAACAGAGGGAUUAUUUAUAGAGAUCUGAAAUUAGAUAAUGUGAUGUUGGAUUCAGAAGGACACAUUAAAAUUGCUGAUUUUGGAAUGUGCAAGGAGCACAUGUUAGAUGGAGUAACAACCAGGACCUUCUGUGGCACUCCAGACUACAUUGCACCAGAGAUUAUUGCUUACCAGCCCUAUGGGAAGUCUGUGGAUUGGUGGGCAUAUGGUGUGCUGCUCUAUGAGAUGUUGGCUGGCCAGCCUCCAUUUGAUGGGGAAGACGAAGAUGAACUAUUCCAGUCCAUAAUGGAGCAUAAUGUUUCCUACCCAAAAUCACUGUCCAAAGAAGCAGUCUCCAUCUGCAAGGGGCUGAUGACUAAACAUCCUGCAAAACGCCUUGGCUGUGGUCUGGAAGGUGAAAGAGACAUCAGGGAACACGCUUUCUUCAGGAGAAUUGACUGGGAAAAAUUGGAGAACAGAGAGAUUCAGCCACCUUUCAAACCUAAAGUGUGCGGCAAAGGGGCUGAAAACUUCGAUAAGUUCUUCACACGAGGACAGCCGGUGUUGACGCCUCCAGAUCAGCUGGUCAUUGCCAACAUAGACCAAACAGAUUUUGAAGGGUUCUCUUACGUCAACCCCCAGUUCUUGCACCCCCUUGUAGAAAAUGUAGCAUGAAACAGCAGAACAAAUCCCGCUGUGGGGAGCAGUUGUAACCCUACAAUUUUUAGGCUUUCGCCUCGUUGAUUCCAUUUGGGCCUGGAAAUUGUAGGGUUAGAGGGUGGAAGAUGAAGGAAGGGCCACUUAGUCAGGAUUUGGGCUUUGCAGCAGCAAUGUUGUCUUAACAGGAGAUAAAUUAGUGUACGGUGCCCACUUUUUCUUCUGGAAGUCGCCACUGACUUGUCAAAACUUACCCGUGUUUUGGUACGUUCUAUAUUUUGUAACUUCCCACUUGUCCUUUUGCUCCCUUUUCCACUCCGUUGUGUUGGAAAAUCAUCUGACACGUGGUCUGAAUGAGAAGCCACCUCGGGUGUCUGUUCCUUGAGGGUGGAUGUUGGGAGGUGGGAGCUCAUCCCUGUGCUCCUGGAGACCUCGGGGACAGCACCGGAGACUGAGCGGGGUCAGCUCCACGGGGAGAGACAUUGCAAAAACAUCACUGAAAGUGUCUGCAAAAUAUGGCAGGAAAACAAAAUAGUUGGGAAUGGGUGGGAGGGGGGAUGAAAUCAAAUUAGACCCCAAGGCUUGGUGAACCAAUCCUGUAAAAUCCCAAAUGAAAGUGCUAGGGUGGUGGCCACGUCUCUAGGAUUUGUGCUAGGAGUAGCCUGUGAUAAACUCGAGGGUGAAAUUUUGUCUUUCAUAAUAAUAAUAAUAAUAAUGAUGAUGAUAAUAGUAAUAAUUUUAAUAAUACUUUUGUGAAUUUUUAAUCUCCAUGAGAUUAUUCUGUGAUCCAGGGUGCCAUUGUCUGUUCAGUUGGUUUCAUUUACACCACUCCUUAAGUUUACUGUUAACUGGUUCUAAUACCAAUAUUUUACUAUGAAAUUUAUUAACCUGGAAUGUAAAACAAAACUGUAAUUCCUUAUAUCUUAUUUACAUGUGUUUAUUUAUAGUCUGCAGUGUAGGACAGUAAAUUGAAGAAAGCAUUAUGUGUACUAAAUUAACAAAAAAUGCAGCCCCAAGUGACUUCCUGAUUUCUCCAGAAUAACUCAUGAAAAUCAAGUGAGAUUUAGUCUUAAAUAAUCGGUUUUAAUUCAGAAAACUUUGGGCUGUAGAAUAAUCAAGCCUGAAAAAAGCAGCACCUAAAACUUGUUUUGUUGAUAGAAUGGAAUUUAAUACGUUUUACAUAUGCUUCAUGCAAUGAAUUUUGCAUGUUUAGUAAUAACUCUUAAUAAUAAGGGUUAAUAAUAAGCAGAUCUAUAUUAUUGACAUAAUCGUAUCAAGCAUAAAGAGUAUUAUAAAAAUUUUAUAAAACAACUUGUGCUUUAUUUGUGAAAGUUCUUGUUCUGAAUGACACCAUUUAGAUUUAGCCAAAUGUUUUCUUGCUAUUGUUUAGAUUUUUACUUUAGGUUUUGAAUAUUGUUACUGGCUUAGGGUAUAAUCUCUUUUUUUUAAAGUAGAUAUACUUUUAAAUAAUAAUUGCUACCUGCAGGUUUUAUACAAGGUUCAAUUAGGCUUUCAUUUCACAUCUGCUUAUUACUUGCAGAGAAGGAAAUAGACUUUAUUUAAAAUGAUGAACACUGUAAUUAAUGCAAUCUUCUCCUCUCUUAUCACUUAGACAAAAAAUUUUGAUAUUUCCUCUUAUUACUUACCAGAAGAUAUUAACUCAAAUAUCAGUAAAUAAUGUUUUGUGCAUAUUUUGGUUUUGUUACAGCAUGUAAAAUAGUAGUUGGUGCUUUUCCCUUUUUUUCCCCUCUCCUGCCUUGAUCCCAUUAGCAGCCACAGGCACUUUUUGUCUGUCAGAUGUGCAUGAUGAUGCCAGAAGCAUGAUGUCUCUGUUGCUGCAUGCAGACUGAUUACAAUUUUUCCAGCAUGUAAACAUAUUCGAAAAGUAAGAUAUUUGCCAUUAAAUACUUCAAUUUAUACUAGAAUAUGUAAUGGGGUGGGGUGGGAGGGGAGGGAAACCUACUUUCUAAUCAUCUUUUAUGACAAUAAAACGUGGAACCUGUGCCAAAGAUUCUGUCAGAAAGAUCCAGUCCUGCCAGGUGGGAGCCAGAGGGGUGGGGGUGACCGGGGGUGACCGGGGGGAGCUGGGCAGUUGUUGAGGGAGACGUGGUUGGAUGUGGAGGGUGACAGUGUUGAGCUUCUGCACCUGCAGGGCCCUUGGGAAACGUGGCUUUGGGGCCAGGAUGUGCCAUUUCCACACUCCAGAACUCCAGUUGUUGCCCUCAGUCCUUUUGUACCCGCAGCUCCCACGAGGAGCAUCUUGGAGUGAUCCACCCCUGACAUUCCAAGGUGUGGCUCACGAGGGGCGUGGGCAGCUGACAGGAACUCAGAUCAUUGCCUAAACAAACAGGACUCCAAACUUCUCAAACAUUCUAGGAGUAAGAUUUUUAAACUGUUCUGUGUCAAGUAUGUUGUCAUCCAAACUGGGAGUUCAUUUUCUCCUUUGUGUAUUUUGUACUUCCAAAACGAUGGUAUUCACCAUAAAGCAUGUGGCCUAAUGCAGCAUUCAUGACUUCUUUUCUUUUUUUCUUGUGAAUAUUAUUAGCCUGGCAAUGUUUAGUAAAAUGCUGUAGAAGACAAUAGAUUGAAUUAAGAUUACAGAUUACUGAGUCUCAGAUUUUAAUAAAGGGGCUCUUAGCUAUGCCAGUCUGCCAAGAGGUGCCAUUGUGUUUGUUUUUUAAAAUGUGAAGUGAAAAAGACACUUUGGAAAAAGGAAAAUACAGGGAGAAAUACCAGCAUACAGGUUUGGGGAGUAAGCAGAGCAGAACAGGGCCAGAAUUGGGCCAAGCCAGAAACCAGGCAGGAGCUCCCUUGUUGCCACAGUUCUAUUUUCCUGAUGAAAUCUGAAUUUUCCAAGGAAGUCCCAUUGCUGGCACAGCUGUGACAUCAGUGCUGUUCACACCAGGACACGGUGUCACAGGGCUGCUCUGACACUGGGACAGGGCUGCUCAUUUUCUGGCUGCUUCUCAUACCCACUUUAUUCAGCCCUUGUGUUUGUCUCCCAGUUUUUCUGACGUAGAAGCAGAAAUUCCUCUUUUACGUCGUUACCUCAGGUCCCCAGGCUUGUGACAGACGUUGCUGUCUUCUGGAGGUUCCCAAAACACUUAGGAAAAGGUACUGUGAACUCAUGGGUCCUGCAGGAGCAAGGCAGGGCUGGAUAAAGCAGGGAUUCGUUGUGUUACCCCUCACUGCUCUUCUGGAUGCCCUCAGAUGCUCUGACCUUUCCCGAGAACCCCCGCUGGCUGCUCAGAAUCCAGAAACUUAUCGUGCAAGGAAAACCUGAAGAAUCCAGCCAGAACUUUCGUAUCUUUUUAGAGACAGAUGUUAUUUAUAUAAUAUUUUUCACAAGAUUUGGUUUUCUAGAGAACAUGUAUCAACAGAAGGAGAGGCAUUAGAGCUGCUUCUCUUUCACUUCUUUGAUAGCAAGUGUAAUCCCAACACCCACGUUGCCACCAAGAUUCCCAAAAGGCAAAUUGAAAAUUGUACUGCACUGAAGCUGGGGUGGAAGUUUUGGGAGCUGUGUUUCCAUCCCUGUGCUGGAGUCCCAGAUGGUUCCAGGGCAGCCCCAUUCCUGCCAGGAGGGGCACAGGUUUGCCAUGUAAAACUUCCAAGGGGUUUUCAGGGAUCAAAUGGGACUUAACUGGCUCCUAGGCAAAUUCUGACAUUAUUCAGGCAUCUGGAUGCUUUUGUACACCUUUGAGUGACCAGAGCAGGGUGGUGUGAUUCCAGGACAGCCACUUCACCCACUGGCCAGGCUCAGUGCUCUGAGCAGGGUUGGCACAUAUGUGAGAAGGAGAGAACACAUUCCUAUGAUAAAAUAGUCCUUCAAAAUCCAGUUUUGAGGAGAAAUUAAAUUUAGCUUUCUGAUUCUUCAUUCUUUCCAGAAAUACAAUUGAAUUUCCUUUUACAAACUGAAGAAAGUUCUUCUGGAAAUCAGCUGUUAGUUUAAAAAAAAACCUCAUAACGUCUGAAUGCUGCUGGCCUUUGAAAUCCAUCCUGUCUUUUUGGGGUGAAUCCAAUUCAGUGGUGCUGGGCUUCUAUAAAAUUAAUAAGGUCGAGCAAGAGAGGAACUUGUCUUCUAGCUGGAAAGAUGACACAUCCAAGUGUGGAGUGGUACCAGUUGAAAAGUGUUUUCUGAGCCAGUGCCUCUGGAUGCAAUCCCAGUUAAAUGCCAUAGGAGACACAUGCAGUGAGCAGGGGGGGCAGAUCCUCCUUAUUGUGCAAAGCAUAGCAUCGGAAAUAAUUAAUAAUAAUAAUAAUAAUCCAAUAAUAAAGCUUUGAUACAAGUAGAAAGCAUAUGUACAGUAUAUCAAGUUUACAGUAGGCUUUUGGACCUGCCAGGAAACUUCUGGAAAUAUUUAAUGUGAUUUUCAGUUCUUUUAGUCAUUAGCAUAAGUUAUUGUACAUAGGGGUUUUGUCUCUUUGCAAACGUGAGUGUGGGCUGUGUUUGAUGUGUCCCCUCUCUAGGUGGGCACUGAGCUGCCAAGUAGUCAAAAAGUAGAAAAGCUAAAAAGCACUUUUUUCCCUCAGCCCCUCACUCACAGACAGGAUCUGAAAUAGCUGAGUCGCAGAAAUAAGUAAGAUUUGACUCCAUGAACAUGCAUCUCACUGUGCCAGUAACAAUUGGGAAUUAAAUAGCCUUAUCAUGAAUAAUGAUCAUGCACUACAGCCCUCUUGUUCCCAGGAACUCCUUGAGAGGGAGAGGCCUCUUGUCAACCUCUGCCUCACCUCACCUGUGGAAUGGGGCAGUAACACUGACUGACCCCAAGGGAGGGGUGAGGACUUCUUAGGCAAUGUUUCUAAUUCACUUUUAACCUGAAAAGAGUUGUGUAAGUAUUAUUAUAAUUUUUACUAUCAAAUCAGCUUCUUGGAUUCACAUGGUACUGCUGGCUAUACCAUGCUGUUUCUACUUUUUUAUAGAACUUUAGUAACUCUGCUGAAACCGUUUGAAGAGAAAUAAAAUCAGAUCUGACACGUUUCUUACAGAAUCUGGAGUCCAGCUUUUGUACCUGGAGUCAGGGUGUGAUGGGGGGUGAUGCUUGCUGAUUGUGUGGGUCAGCUGCACUUACCUCUUCUUCCUGCUACUGAGAUUUUUACGUGCAAUUUAAAAAUUCCAUGUGGAUGGAAGUCUUAGCAGACCUGACAAUUGGAGGGGGAGAUUCCCUUUGGGUAAAUAAAGUCAGCACAGCUGUUUUCUAGCACCGUUUUUACUGUCUCCUGCUGAAGGAGGAGCUCUGUUCUUUGUGCAGCUGGUUUGUCCAUGACAGGUCAAUAUUUUUUGUUGAUAUUUUAAUGUAUUUCUGUGUUGUAAAUGUGUCUUUGUGCUUCUUUUUUUUUCCUUGUCUGUGACACUGUAGUUCAAAUUUAAAAGAAAACUGCUCCAGAAGCUGGUUUUUCCUUCCACUGGUGUCAGUUGACCUAAAUAAAUAAAUUAAGUCUGUUAAUGAUUUGAAACAGUGCAGGAUGAGUAGCAACAACAUUGACACAGCUGCCAUUGAAGCUCAUUUCUCACUGGUUACAUUGGACACUCUGCAGCUGAUGUUUCAUUAGUUUUAUAAUUAAUAAUGACAGGAACGUUUUAAUGGAAAGGAAAGUGAUGUUCAUGAUCUUUACAAACAUUUUCCUGAGAACUAUUUGGAUUUCUUUUCCUUCUCUCUGAACCCCUUGGGGUGGCCCUGCCAAGGGCUCUGUCCUUCCAGAGCUUCACACACUCCUGGCUUAAAAAUCUUAAAAUUAACAAACCAAAACCACUGCAGCUUCCAAGGCACCCAGGGAACCACAGAGCUCCCUGGGUGCUGAGUGCUCGGCCAGAAGUCCCAAUUCACUGAAAAUAUUAAUUAGAUUGUGUGUUUGUACCCACUGUUGGCCUUGCAGUAUAAAAACAAUGCUCUUGCAGGGGUAAUAAAAAUUUAAUCUAUGGCUCGUUCCCCAAACCUUUAAUUUGUUCUCUCCUGUGUUAUCAAAAUGUAUG
Messenger RNA from Onychostruthus taczanowskii (white-rumped snowfinch), 8141 nucleotides. RefSeq names its product protein kinase C alpha (gene PRKCA). The transcript is spliced from 18 exons. The record is from RefSeq and is a predicted model, not a curated record. Lineage: Eukaryota; Metazoa; Chordata; Aves; Passeriformes; Passeridae. The coding region runs from base 140 to 2188 and encodes 682 amino acids. Gene Ontology annotation, molecular function: diacylglycerol-dependent serine/threonine kinase activity; ATP binding; zinc ion binding. Gene Ontology annotation, biological process: protein phosphorylation.